Messenger RNA from Emys orbicularis (European pond turtle), 2391 nucleotides. It is a transcript of the gene CEP85L, whose product is annotated as centrosomal protein 85 like. NCBI's taxonomy places the organism in Eukaryota, Metazoa, Chordata, Testudines, Emydidae. The coding region runs from base 1 to 2391 and encodes 796 amino acids. The record is from RefSeq and is a predicted model, not a curated record. Gene Ontology annotation, cellular component: centrosome. The transcript is spliced from 13 exons.
AUGUGGGGCAGCAGGAUCCUCCCUGAGCUCGGGGACGGCGGCGGCUUGCGCAGCUACAAAGCCGGCCCAGAUUACUCCUCCGCGGGAUGGUUAUCUGGUACUGAAUCACUGUGGCAGGCCUCAACCAUUCCAUCGAGCAGCCGAAGUAACCAUAUCAGAAGACACAGUAUAGCUUCUGACAGCGGGGACACUGGCAUUGGUACCUCCUGUUCUGAUAGUGUGGAAGAUCAUUCAACGUCAAGUGGUACUUCCUUGUUUAAGCCCAGCCGAUCACUGGUCUCUAUUCCCACUGCCCAUGUGAUGCCGUCUAAUGCCAGCUCUUCACUUUCCAAACACAGGGAAGCUCUGAAGUCUGACUGCUCACAAUGGAGUACAAACCUUUUACGGUCAGGAGGAAGUCGAAAUCUGGGCAUAGUGGACCACUCUCUUGACAUGAAGGAUGUGAGGCCUGUAAGGAAAUGGUCAUCCUUGUCUAAACUCAGCACACCAGAUAGCUGCAGUCAGGAUGAAAGUGUCCUUUCAGGGGACUCCAGGGCUAGUACUGACAGAUCAGGAAGAGACAAGACCAUGUCACCACAAUUAAGAACAAAUGGGCCGAGUUGUUUGCAUAAUAGCAUGGAGUUGCUAAAAGUUGAGGACAAAGAAACUGGGAAAAAACGAUCUUCUACGCUGGAUUGCAAAUACAAAUUUGAAAGUUGCAGCAAAGAAGACUUUGGUGUUUCAGACGCCUCAAAUAGGAGACAUGUCUUUGACAUGACCUACAGUGCCUUACCUGAAAGCAAGCCCAACUCAGCCAGCUGUGAGGCUUUUGGGCACAAAUAUGCAACACUGGGACAGCAGGCUAUGAACGGAGUACCCAUUCAGCCCUCAGUGAGGACUCAGAUGUGGCUUACAGAACAGUUGCAUGCACAUCCUCUGGACUGUAGGACUGCUGAGGAGUCGUAUGGUUUGGCAGCUUGGCAACUGCAGCAGCUUGAAGAUCUUACAAGGGGAAAUGAGCACCCGAUGCAGGUUCUGACUGGAUCGUCUCGUCAAGGUUACACAGGUACAGGCUAUCAGGAUUUCAGUAAUUGGGAAUCCCUUAUGAAAAUCAAAGAAGGGUUGCUAAGACAGAAAGAAAUUGUGAUUGAUCGGCAGAAGCAACAAAUUAACAGUUUACAUCAGAAGAUACAGGAGAAUGAAUUACGGGCUCAACAUGCCAGACUGAGCCACCUUGUGAAUUGUGACGAAUCUUACGUGACUAAUUUACAGCAUUCACAAUAUGAGAACACAUCAUUGCAAGCUCCAUUUUCAGAAAGAUCAGUAUCCCACUGUGAGGAGCUUGAGCAAAAGCUUGCAUCAGUUGAGAAUAAGGAAAUGCAACUCAAUGAGUUUCUCAAGCAAAUUUCAAACAAAUCCAGUGAAGAGAAAAAGAAGAUGGAAGAGAAACUUAAAACCAGAGACAGGUACAUAAAUAGCCUGAAAAAGAAAUGCCAAAAAGAGUCUGAACAAAACAAAGACAAACAGAGACGAAUUGAAACCCUAGAAAAAUAUCUAGCUGACCUGCCAACGCUGGAUGAUGUAGAAAGGCAGAGUAAGCAGCUGCACAUUCUAGAAGAGAAGAACAAGCAACUCCAAGAAACAGUGACAGAUUUGGAGAAGAAGCUUGGAGAGACUAGAACACAAUGUAGGGAGAAAGAGCUGCAACUCGUGUGUCAGAAAAAGAAAGAAAAAGACCUGGUCACCACAGUGCAGAGUUUGCAACUGAAAGUAGAAAAAUGCCUGGAAGAUGGUAUCCGCCUCCCCAUGUUGGACACAAAACAGCUUCAGAGUGAGAAUGAAUGCCUCAAAGAAAAGAAUGAGAAAGCCCGCAAGGUCAUAGACAAUCAACAAAAUCAGAUAGCUGGGAUGAUGAUAGAAAUUCAGUCUAUGGAAGAAAAGCUUUUGCAAGGGAAACGGACAAUGCAGAAGAUGACAAAUGAGACUGAAGAAAAAGAGAGGCAUAUACAGCAGUUAAAUAAAACUCUGCUUGAAAACCAAAGACUAAUGGAAGAGAAUGCCUUUUUGAGGGAGCAGAUAUGCCAGAUGGAACAGUCCAGACAGCCAGUGUCUGAAAAGAUGCCGGUGGCUGACCAGUUGUUCAAAGAAAUGUCCCAUUGUUUGUUUGACUUGAAAGCACUAUGCAGUAUUCUUACCCAGAGAGCUCAGGGCAAGGAGCCUAACCUCUCCUUACUGCUGGGAAUCAGAUCAAUGAGCUGUUCAGCUGAAGAGAAUGAGAAUUACCACAGCACAGAAACUCUCAGCAAGAAACUCUCGGAGGUGUGUCAAUUACGGAAGGAUAUUGAUGAACUGAGGACUAUAAUAUCAGACCGUUAUGCUCAGGACAUGGGAGACAACUGCGUUACCCAAUGA